CUCCCUCUAUCUUCAUAAGAUUUUCGACCUAUGUGAUAUCUCAUCAAGCUCCCACAAAGCACCCUCUCUCUCCCUCUCUCUCUCUAUUAUUUCUCUAUUAUCAUUGUCAUGGGAGCCUUUCCUCAUUUCGAGCCAAUAACCAAAUGCAGCACCAAAGACCGCUCCAACCAAACCGUAGCUUCCGACUUAGACGGCACUCUCCUCGUCUCUCGCAGCGCGUUUCCGUACUACCUCCUCGUCGCUCUCGAAGCCGGCAGCAUCCUGCGAGCGCUUCUCCUCCUCGCCUCGGUCCCUUUCGUCUACCUCACUUACCUCUUCAUCUCCGAAACCCUCGCCAUCAAAACCUUAAUCUUCAUCACCUUCGCCGGUCUCAAACUCAACGACGUUGAGGUCGUGUCGCGUUCGGUGCUUCCGAGGUUCUACGCCGAGGACGUGCACCCCGACACGUGGCGCGUCUUCAACGCCUUCGGGAAGCGCUACAUUGUGACCGCCAGCCCCAGGGUGAUGGUGGAGCCCUUCGCCAAAACGUUUCUCGGCGCCGAUAAGGUGCUCGGAACGGAGCUUGAGAUAACGGCGUCAGGGAGAGUAACGGGGUUCUCUAAAGUGCUCGUGGGUGGGCACAAGAAAGAAGCGCUCGUGAAGGAGUUUGCGACCAACUUGCCAGAUUUGGGACUCGGAGAUAGUGCAACGGACUUUGACUUCAUGUCAAUUUGCAAGGAAGCAUAUAUGGUGCCAAGGAUCAAGUGUGAGCCACUACCAAGAAACAAGCUUCUAAGUCCAAUUAUUUUUCAUGAGGGCCGUUUAGUUCAAAGGCCAACUCCUCUUGUGGCCCUAUUGACCUUCCUAUGGAUGCCAAUUGGUAUUAUACUCUCUAUUCUAAGGGUCUACCUCAACAUCCCUCUGCCGGAAAGAAUUGCUUGGUACAAUUAUAAGCUUCUUGGAAUAAGGGUCAUAAGGAAGGGUACCCCUCCACCACCACCAAAGAAAGGUCAAAGUGGAGUUCUAUUUGUUUGUAACCACCGUACAGUUUUAGACCCUGUGGUUACGGCUGUUGCACUAGGAAGGAAAAUUAGCUGUGUCACAUAUAGUAUAAGCAAAUUCACUGAAAUCAUUUCACCAAUCAAAGCCGUGGCACUCUCAAGGGAAAGGGAGAAGGAUGCAGCUAACAUCAAGAAAUUGCUUGAAGAAGGGGACUUGGUGAUUUGCCCUGAAGGCACCACUUGCAGAGAACCAUUCCUUUUGAGGUUCAGUGCUCUUUUUGCUGAACUAACUGAUAGGAUUGUCCCAGUUGCCAUCAACACAAAGCAAAGUGUGUUUUAUGGGACCUCGGUUCGCGGGCACAAAUUGUUAGACCCUUAUUUUGUGUUCAUGAAUCCUAUGCCAACAUAUGAGAUCACUUUCUUGAACCAAUUACCAACAGAACUCACCUGCAAGGGAGGCAAGUCUUCUAUUGAAGUUGCAAAUUAUAUUCAAAGGGUUCUUGCAGGGACUCUGGGGUUUGAGUGCACCAAUUUAACUAGGAAGGAUAAGUAUGCCAUGCUUGCAGGAACAGAUGGAACCGUUCCAUCUAAGAAAAAUGCUUAAAUUUGGACAGGGACAGAGUAAUUCCCUUUUGAUUUGAUUUUCUCAAUUGGUCAGGUUGUUUCCAAAGUUCAAACGUUUAGAAUAAUUAAAACAAUAAAAACUGAUUAUGUUUAUUCCCACAAAAAUAACAGUUUAUGUAUAUUGUUAUUAAAUACAAAUUAUAGUUUCUGUUGUUGGGUAAGAAAUCUCUAGCACAUUUUCUUUUGUGAGGUUAUUAAUAAUAUUUCACUACCAUGUAUGAUGGUUAUGACAAAUAUAAUAUUACAGAUAGAGGUAUGUGAUCA
Cajanus cajan (pigeon pea) is the source of this 1868-nucleotide messenger RNA. The record is from RefSeq and is a predicted model, not a curated record. Lineage: Eukaryota; Viridiplantae; Streptophyta; Magnoliopsida; Fabales; Fabaceae.